AUGAAUGCUGACGAUGGUUUCGAGGCCACGCAGUUGGCGCUCUCCUCCGCACGUUACAUUGCCUCUUUUGACAAAGAUGUUCCAGCGUGUGAUUUCUCUGGAAUAGGACAGCUUGCUUUCCUGUGGGCGGGUGUUCUUGGUGUGGAAUACCCCGUCGUCAACAGCAUAGCGGCAUGCGAUGCAGUUAACAAUACUUCCGCGCCUGUUGAUGCAGAGAAGUCAAUCCCACAUGCCGACGCAAGGAAGAGCAAUUGUGGAAUUCAACCCUUUAUCCUCUAUCUCAUUCUUGAUAGAAUGCCUCCCAGUUUGGGCAUGCCCUCGGCUGCUGCACGGUUGGUUCAGUUCCAAAGGUCUGCGCAGGGAUAUCUUGUUCUCCCCCCACUGCGGCUCAUUUUCCCCUCUCACGCAGUCACGGGCUGCUUGAGCACCACCAGCACCACCGCCACCACAUCACUCAAACCCAUCCUCCACUCCCCUCCACUCCACUCCACCGCCAGCUCAUCCUCACCACGCAGGGGCCAUACGAGCACCGAUCAAGGAUCAUCGAACGUUCGAUUACUCCCAUCCUCAAUCGUAUCCUCUGCUCACUUGGUGGCUCGUUUCGACCCGACAAAGCUCGGGGGCUGA
Messenger RNA from Histoplasma capsulatum G186AR, 627 nucleotides. RefSeq lists its product as uncharacterized. The transcript is spliced from 2 exons. NCBI's taxonomy places the organism in Eukaryota, Fungi, Ascomycota, Eurotiomycetes, Onygenales, Ajellomycetaceae. The record is from RefSeq and is a predicted model, not a curated record. Bases 1 to 627 code for a protein of 208 amino acids.